Messenger RNA from Rhodamnia argentea, 950 nucleotides. RefSeq names its product expansin-A23-like. Bases 1 to 522 code for a protein of 173 amino acids. The record is from RefSeq and is a predicted model, not a curated record. Gene Ontology annotation, biological process: plant-type cell wall organization. Gene Ontology annotation, cellular component: extracellular region. The transcript has a single exon. NCBI's taxonomy places the organism in Eukaryota, Viridiplantae, Streptophyta, Magnoliopsida, Myrtales, Myrtaceae.
AUGCAGAGGGAAGCUGUGGCUAUGGGAACACCAUGGAAAGUGGGUUAUGGCCUUGAGACAGCAGCUCUAAGCACAGCCCUCUUCCAUGGUGGCCUCACUUGUGGAGCCUGCUACGAGAUCAAGUGCCACAACUCUCCAAGGUGGUGCCUCGACAGCACCAUUCGUGUCACGGCCACCAAUCUUUGCCCUCCUGGCCACCGAUCCGUACACAACUGGUGCAACCUGCCCAAUCAGCACUUUGACUUCUCACAGCCCAUGUUCGGCAAAAUCGCCAUCUAUGAGGCGGGUGUUGUCCCCAUCCUAUCCUGCCGAGCACUAUGGGUCAGGUCAGGAGGCAUCAGGUACGAGAUCAAGGGGAAAUUGGAUUGGAUUAUUGUCCUGGUGUCCAAUGCGGGAGAAGCCGGCGAUGUCAAGAAGGUUAAGGUCAAGGGUUCGGGAUCCGAGUGGAUAUCGAUGGCCCAGAACUGGGGCCAGAACUGGCGAUGCUCGGUGCAGUUGGUCGGACAAAACCUGUCAUUUUGAGUUACUACUAGCGAUGGUAAGAUGGUCCAAUCGGAUAAUGUCGCGCCAACCGACUGGAAAUUUGGUCUUACCAAUGAGGGCAAACAAUUUUGACUAAUUACGGAAAGCCUUCGGCACCAAUGCCAUCUAUGAUCUCCUAGCGACUUGAGUCGGAGCAAGCUGUUUAUCGAUUUUCAGAUUGUAACAAGUAAAGGCCCAUCGCGAGAGCAGGCGAAAAGGGUAUGUAGAAUAAUAAAGCAAUCCUUUUUAAUUCGAUCUAUUGAAAGAGUAAUAAGUGAACGGCAUUAUGCAAGGAAAUCCAGAAGCUUUCAUAUUCUACAUAUGGAACACGAACUACAAUUUCUUCUUUUUGCUUUUCAAACACAAACAAGUGUAGAAUUUAUUGAGAUACAAGAAUGUGGUGUAAUGAAAUCAUGUGUCUCCACAGA